Messenger RNA from Rana temporaria (common frog), 1214 nucleotides. It is a transcript of the gene CEND1, whose product is annotated as cell cycle exit and neuronal differentiation 1. Gene Ontology annotation, biological process: cerebellar granular layer maturation; cerebellum development; cerebellar Purkinje cell differentiation. The coding region runs from base 297 to 653 and encodes 118 amino acids. NCBI's taxonomy places the organism in Eukaryota, Metazoa, Chordata, Amphibia, Anura, Ranidae. The record is from RefSeq and is a predicted model, not a curated record. The transcript has 2 exons.
AGCAAGUGAAAGCUUAUCCCCGUCCCCCCUCUGUGUUUUCUAGGAUGGUACAGUUGUAACGCAAUACCUAUCCAGCUUGUGAUUGGACAGUCUUACGCUCUACCCCCCUCUCAGUGCUGCAGCGAGUGAGGCAUUGUGGGAAACUCCCAGGUUGGGUCCUGCAGAGCAUCCUCUGCGUGCAAAGUGGUGACGCUGGAAGAUUUUGUUCGGCAGAGUCAUCUGAAUGAAUUAGUGUACACAAUCAUUUAUUACUGCUGAGCCUAAAGGAACUAAGCUGUAAGUAGCAGGAUUUCAAAAUGGAGCCAAAGCCAAGAUCCACCAGUGUCAAGAAAGCAGACAAAGGCAACCCAGCCACUAGUGGAGACAAGAAAGAAGGAACUAUCAAAGACCAGCCUAUUCCUACAGCUAAGAAGGCCACCACAGGAGAUACUGCACCUGUCAACCACGAAGACUCAAAACCCACUGUACCUGAGCCUCAGGCACCACCAAGUGUACCAGAGAACAAAGCUGAUGGGGAAGAAAAUGAUUCAUCCAACGGAGCUGCAGAUGGUUCAGGAUUUGAGGGUCUUAAGCCACUGCUGAUGGCUGCAGGAGUGGCUGUUGCUGCUAUUGCUGUUAUUGUGGGUGUUGUGUUCCUAGCCCGCAAAAAAUAAACUAAUAAUUGUACAUUGGAGAAAAUGUAUAGAGAAGUCCAAGCAGAGGCAAAAGUGUAUACCUUCUUCACAGAAUGAUGCAUGCCACAGAAUGGUCACCUCAUCUUUACAUAUGGUCUCACAGAUGUCACAGAGUAGGGGGGAAAUAUCAAGUAUCAAGUUUCAAAAUGGCUGCAAGGCUUAAAAAAAAUAGUUUUCUGUAUGGACAUGGUUUGUAUACAGUUUCAAGUAUCUGUCAUUGCCUUCUUCACUCAACUACACAUACACAUUUUGCCUUUUUAAGACGUUUCCUAUUUUGUUGAGAAGAGGUCUGACUUGCUAAAAAAUAUUUUUAAUUUGUUACUUUAUCUAUACGCUGUUGUUGGUUGGAUUUUCUUUUUUGACACUCUUUUUUGUGUUGUGUUUUUUUGUAUUUUCAGACCUCAAAGGGUAGCGAAGUUAUAUUGUUUGCAUUUGACUUCUGUCUGCUCUAUCUGACUUCUGUUCUAUAUUUAAUUGGUCUUCCUAUAUUAGAAAUUAUUUUUGAAUCCUAAUUAAAACCUUUCCCUCCUUUUAUAAUCA